CUCAAACUGUCAAAACUGAAAUACAAAUUUUGACAAUUUUGGUUCAAAGGGCUGAAUUUUCGGGGCUUUGCACAUUUAAUUUUUGAUGAGUUCAUCAAACGAUUUGUGUGGAAAGAAGCCCCCGUUUAGUGGUAGCGUUUCAAGUUUCAAGAUGCACACAGAGACUCCGUUAAAUAUUUCCGGCCGGCUACAGCCCCAUCAAGACGAGCUUCAGCUCUUAUCUGAAUUGGCCGGUGUCCAUAUGGACGUUAAAGUUUUCAGGAUUUUAGUUGAAUUUUUAAACAUGGGGGUAGCCCCAAAUACGAUUUUCUCAAUCUUGAAGAGUAUCAAACGUUCGCCGACACGACGAUUGUCACAUUCGGCCCGUCAUUGAAUUGUAAAUUUUUCGAAAAGUGUAAUAAAAAUAUUUGUCUGGGGGUGUUUGUUUGGUAGCCACUGGUUGAAAAGGGUGGGGAAUGACGUUUGUGACAGGUGUUAAAAAUGGGGGUUGAAACAACGCAAUUUUGAAUUUUUUUCUGUUUUUUGUUGUGUUUCUAAAUGAAAGUAAACGUUUGCUCAGUUAUUUGUGCUGUGAUUGACAAUUUUGUGUGAAAUUGAGAGAAAAAAUGUCAGUUGAAGAAGAAGUUGAAUUGCGAGACAUGGUGGCUCAAACACUUGAAUUGAACGGUUGUCUCCCCAAAAUACGAGCCCAACUCAGAGCAAAUUUAUUUCUUGCCUUAGACGAAGAUUCUAAAAUAAGUAAACAACAGCCCCUGUUAAACACAAAAAUCAAGUCGCAUUUAGAAGCGCCCGAGGGUCAAUUGAUGUUUUGUCUAGUUAGGGAGUUUCUGGAGUAUUUUAAUCUCGAUUUUACUGCGUCUGUUUACGAACCUGAAUCGUACGUUGGUAGUUUUUAUAAGUACGAAGGGCGUGAGAAAAUCAUCGAAGAUUUGGGUUUGAAACCAACUGAUGAGAGUUUUUCCGGGCCUGUUCUCUUACACUUACUCAAAAUUGCUCAAAUCAAGUCAAAAACUCUCAAAAUCAAUUUGAAUAUUAACAGUGAACAAAACGGACAUGCCUCUGAGACCGAUUCGAUUCUUAGUAAAAAUGAGUUGAAGAAUCCUAAGCUAGAAAAUGCAGCUUUAGAUUCAACAUAUGUGAAAAAAGACGUGGAAAAUGACGAUACGUUCAAUGGUACAAGUUCCAUAGAAGAGGAAAAUGGUUGUGACAAAUCGACGAAUGAAGACAGCACAACGGAUCAAGACAGUAGCCCCAAAUCUGAGGAUAAAUCAAAGAAAAGUGACAAACGUAAACUCGACUUGCCCAUAAACAAAUCGAGGAGUGAUUUAUUGCCCUCAUUGUAUAGCAAAAAGUCGAAAGAGUACGAUUUUGAGAUUAAGGAUGAUUACGAGGAGGAUUUCAUGUCGGGGAGCGAAAUUGAGUUGUCAGGAGGUAAGCCAUUGUUCGACGAGUUGCAACAAGCGAAGAAAAGUGACAAUAAAUCGAGUAAUUCGACCGAUAUUGAAACUAAUUUAAGUGUGGGGACGAAUUCUAGUCUCUAGAUUUGUACUUAUGGCUUCUUGUACUUAAUUUUGAAUAUGUGCCUUAAAUUUGUGAUUAAUAAAGUAGUUGACUACAAAAUGUAUUUACAGAUCAUUAC
This is a messenger RNA of Tribolium madens (black flour beetle), 1639 nucleotides long. Its product is annotated as centrosomal protein 43-like. The record is from RefSeq and is a predicted model, not a curated record. Bases 606 to 1541 code for a protein of 311 amino acids. Gene Ontology annotation, cellular component: centrosome. NCBI's taxonomy places the organism in Eukaryota, Metazoa, Arthropoda, Insecta, Coleoptera, Tenebrionidae. The transcript has 4 exons. Gene Ontology annotation, biological process: microtubule anchoring.